UGGACCGUCACAUCCACACCAGCCAAUGGGGGAAGUCGAAAGGCGGAAGUGUAUGAAUAGAUGAGUGCGAAAUGCUUAGGGACUAACUGUGUAGCCACACACCUCCUCAACUUUCAAAGUUGUAAAAUGUGCUUAAUUUUAGGGGUUUAUUUGUUUCUCUAGCAUAACAGGCUAAUGUUUGACGUCUAAAGCGACCUUUGCGAGCUGAAAUGAAGACACUAAUUGUAGGAGUGGGUGGAGUGACCAACGGAGGAAAAUCCACUCUUUCCAAGUCCCUACAGGAGAUGAUCCCCAACAGCUGCAUCAUUGCACAAGAUGAGUUCUUCAAGGAUGAUUCUUUGGUACCAGUGGACACUAAUGGCUUCAAGCAGUAUGACACCCUUGAUGCUCUCCACAUGGACACCAUGAUGAGCGAGGUAGAAGCCUGGCAAAGAGAUCCCAAGACCAUCUUCAGGAAAUCACAUCUGGCCCAGGAGAAGACGACGCCAUCAUCAGCUGUUGACGUGUUUGUGCUGAUUGUGGAAGGCUUCCUUAUAUUCAAUCAUAGCACUUUGAAUGAGCUCAUGGACAAAAGGUACUUCUUGGAAAUACCUUAUGACACAUGCAAGGAGAGACGAUCUUUGAGGGUCUAUCAGCCGCCUGAUCCUCCAGGCUACUUUGAUGGACACGUGUGGCCCAUGUACCUGAAGAACCGCCAAGAGAUGGAGCGCACGUGCACAGGAAUCGUGAUUCUGGAUGGACUCGAGUCAAAGGAGGAGUUGCUGGCCACUAUAUAUCAAGAUGUUUGUCAAGAAAUAAAGAGGUGCAAAGAGAAAUACUGAAAAUGUUGUUCUAUUACCGAAUUUCUUCUGCUGUUGGUGAUCGGGAAGACCUUUGCGUUCAUGGAGUCAGUUGUGCACCGAAAAGGACCAAAAUAACGUGUAAAUGUGUUUUUAGAUGGUUAGGUAGCAGUAGCUGACAUGGAUAUGGCGAUGUAAAGUGUAAUGCUUGCACAGAGAAAGCUACACAACUUUGUUUUAAGCUAACUUUAUUUGUAAUUGUUACUGUUUUGUCUUUUAAAAUAUAUGUGCAGUUGUUUCAUUCAAAAGGUCUGUUAGAAGCAUACUAAUGAGAAAAAAACGUACUUGGGAAUUUUUCAUUCAAUGAUAAGAAUAAUGUCGUAUUACAAGAAUAAAGUUGUAUUUUCACAGGAGGAGUCAAAGUUGUACAAUGUUGAGAAUAAAGUUACAUUAUAUUGGGGGGGGAAACCUGUAAUGUUAAAUGAUGUCUAUGGAUGUUCUCAUUCGUUCAGGUCAUUGUAUUCUCAGGACAUUCAAUCAUUUGCAACCAGACUGUUCAGUUUGUCUCAGAAGACGUUACGCCACUCAUCCAAGUAGGUUUCAUCAAUUCAUGCUCCUAGACUUAGAUUGGUCAAAUCUGGUUUUAGACUUAGUUUGGUCAGAUUUAGAUUAGAUCAGACCAAUGUAAUUAAGUUGUAUUAUUAAGUUUGGAAAAAGUGGUAAUACUGAAAAGAAAACAAGUUUGAAGGAUUUUGUUAUAUUACAAGAAUACAAGUUGUACAAAAAUUGUAAAUACUAUGUUUUAAAAAAGGUAAAUUUAUGAUAAAACAGUUUUAAAAUGAAAAUAAAGUACUUUUAACAAAUAGAGGAUCUCAUAGAACACAUUUACGUUUGUUGCGGUCUGACUAUUAUUUUAUUUUCUUGUAAUCUUUGACUUUUUUAUUUUCUAUUUGGCCUUUGUACUUCAUAUUUGACUGGUUAAUCCAAAUAAUGAGAUUUAACAGAUAAACAAUACAUAAAG
Molecule: messenger RNA, 1800 nt
Organism: Nerophis lumbriciformis (worm pipefish)
Lineage: Eukaryota; Metazoa; Chordata; Actinopteri; Syngnathiformes; Syngnathidae
Gene: nmrk1
Product: nicotinamide riboside kinase 1
Source: RefSeq, a predicted model, not a curated record